Armigeres subalbatus is the source of this 3734-nucleotide messenger RNA. RefSeq names its product proton-coupled amino acid transporter-like protein CG1139. The transcript is spliced from 5 exons. Gene Ontology annotation, molecular function: L-amino acid transmembrane transporter activity. The record is from RefSeq and is a predicted model, not a curated record. Bases 803 to 2266 code for a protein of 487 amino acids. NCBI's taxonomy places the organism in Eukaryota, Metazoa, Arthropoda, Insecta, Diptera, Culicidae. Gene Ontology annotation, biological process: amino acid transmembrane transport.
GGAAGGAUUUCAGAUUCAGAGUGUUGUUGAAUAUCGAACUGAAAUAAGUUGCUAUCGGCUAAAUAUCUAGUGUCGUGAGAGCGAAUACAAUCGGUUAUCGGUGUACAUAGCAAAAGUGGAAUGCUGAAAAAAGGAACACUUGGGUGCCAAUAUUAGGCAUUGGAUGAUUGGGUUUAUUUUUUUGUUUGCGCUCUCUGCUUAGCCAUUUGCAAGAUUUUAGAGUAAAAACAAGAUUGUGUAAACGUUGAUUGUGUUGUGCUCUCUAGGAACGGCCUAAGGAGUGGUAAGUGAUUGUGGUGACUGCCGCCCCUAAAAGUCUCAUCAAAACAAAAGCUGGUGAAUAUAUAAGUUACAAAGAUAAUCCAGUGUUUAAAUAAGUGAUAAGGAUUUUGCAUUGCUUUCCUGGAUAAAAUCGUCUAUACUUGGCCAGGAAUGGAAGAUUUCACCCCGCUGAUCAAUCUACAGACUCUCUAGCAGCAUCUGCUCUCUUUGUGCUUUGUGCAAGCGUCUUGGCAAAAUCUUUGGAUGAAAAAUAAAUACAUAAAUAAAAGGAAAACGGAUACAAGAUAAUUGCCUGUUUGGCGGAAACCGGCACAUACAUUAGAAAGCAAAAGAAAAAAAAUCGUGAUUAAUCCCAGAACCCUGUAAAUCUUCCAACAUCUAAUAUAUUAAAACGAAACAAACGGAGAUCGUUGGCGGUAGGAGAGACGAAAUCGCAGCAGAGUUUCGUGCAACAGUUUUGCUUCCAAUUGUUUCCCGUCUGUAACACCUGUUACCCCUCUCACUAUAGGGUUCUCGAAGGAUGAGGAACGAACGAGAACCAUUGCUAAGCGCAUCGGACAACUCGCUGGAUACGGCACACAAUGAGCACCAGCACCUAUUAGCGAGGCCGGAUCUGCGCAGCUCCCCAGAGAAUAUGAUCGUCGAUGUGGGCAACGAUACUGAUAGCCUUUCACAGACAGCCGCCAGAGAGGAUCCGGGUGCGGCCAAAGAGGGAUAUGAACCAUCGUUGCACCGAUCGUUGAAACAUCCUACCAGCAAUGCGGACACGAUGAUUCACUUGCUGAAGGGAAACAUCGGAACGGGGAUCCUAGCGAUGCCCGAUGCCUUCAAAAAUGCCGGACUGUACGUGGGUCUGUUUGGAACGUUGUUGAUGGGUGCGAUCUGCACCCAUUGUAUGCACAUGUUGGUCAAGUGUUCGCACGAACUGUGUCGACGGUUACAGCUUCCUUCGCUCAACUUUGCCGAGGUUUGUUCGCGAUCGUUCGAAACGGGACCGGUAGGGUUGCGACGGUACUCGAGACUGGCAAGGAUAGUCGUCAAUUUGUUCCUGGUAAUAACCCAGUUGGGCUUCUGCUGUGUGUAUUUUGUGUUCGUGGCCGCAAAUCUACGGGAAGUAGUCGGGUACUAUUUCUUCGAUCUAGACACGAGAAUCUACCUACUGUUGCUGUUGGUUCCGAUGGUGCUACUUAAUCUGGUUAAAAACCUGAAGUUCCUGACACCGGUUUCAUUGAUAGCGGCUUGUCUCACUGUGGCAGGUCUGGCGUGUACGUUCUACUACGUAUUACAGGAUUUGCCAAAUACGCACACGGUGAAACCGUGGGCAUCGUGGGCUCAACUGCCGCUCUAUUUUGGAACAGCAGUGUAUGCUUUCGAAGGAAUUGGAAUUGUUCUGCCGUUGGAAAACAAUAUGAAGAAUCCGGAGGAUUUUGGAGGAUGGACUGGUGUGCUUAACACCGGAAUGGUGAUUGUUGCCUGUCUGUACACGGCAGUAGGCUUCUUCGGAUAUUUGAAAUACGGCGAAGAUGUCCAGGGAAGCAUCACACUCAAUCUACCCGGUGAUCAAUUAAUCGCCCAACUGGUCCGCGUUAUGAUGGCCCUGGCCAUCUUCUUCUCCUACGGGUUGCAAUUCUACGUGCCAAUCUCGAUUCUGACCCCACCGAUGCGACGACGUUUCGACUCCCAGCAGGCCCAACUGAUCGGUGAGUAUCUGCUGCGUGUCGGGAUGGUCGUGCUGACCUUCCUGCUGGCGGCCAUGAUUCCCAAUUUGGGGGCCGUCAUCUCGCUGGUCGGUGCAGUCAGCAGUUCCACGCUGGCUCUGAUCUUCCCGCCGUUGAUCGAGAUUGUGACCUUCUGGCCGGACAAGCUCGGCCGGCAUUACUGGAUCCUGUGGAAGGACAUUGGCAUUAUGGCGUUCGGUAUCUGCGGGUUCGUGUUCGGAACAUACACCAGCGUGGCGCAGAUCAUCAAUCCGGAUUUGCACUGAGGCGGGGGUGGCAUACGUGAGAGGAAACGCGUAACACGGAUUGAUUUCUAAGCUUUUUAUGCAAUACAAGAACAUCUGAAAACAUACAACAAAUAAUAAAUUUAAAUAUACAGGAAAUUAGGAAACAAGCAAAAAGAUGAAACAUUAAAAGAUCUUAAACACCGACGGGGUGUGUGAUUUAAUUACAACAAGGUUUUAGUUUUAACCGUAUGAUAGCCAUCGAUUAGGUUAAGAUUAUGAACGGAGCGAAGUAUAAUUCUGAAGCACGAGGUAAAUUAUAGUUUGUAGAGAAAGACGGGAUCCCAAGAACAAUGUCGAGUGUAUGGUUAUGUGGUUACUGUAAUUGUGGAACUAUAUAUUGUGGAGUUGUGUUAACAUUUGAGUGUUUCAAAGGCCAAAUAGUAUCUACUCUAGCGGCAGUAAUUGCGUAAAAUGAAUAAAAAGUUCUGUUCAUUUGUUUAUCAGUAGAUUGUAAGAACUGUGCGAAUAGUAAAAAGUGCAUUUUUUGUAAUUACUAGAUCCAUUUAAUGUAAUUUACCUUCAAAUAUAUGUUUCCUGUAAUGGCCAAAUUUGUUUCUUCAAUGAGGCUUAAAUGGAGAGGCGAACUCAUAAACGUGAAUAGUUCUUUUUCUUUCGAUAAACAUUUCCAGGGUGAAUACUCGAACAUGCUAUUCAAAUUGAAGGCCUACAAUGGUUUUGUUGCAAAUGCCAAUACAGCACCUCUUGUUUAGAACAUGAAACAUUAAAUUGUUUUAAAAUAAGAAUUAAAGUGAGUGGAAACUGUUCGUUUUCGUUAUAACCAUUUUUAUUUAUUGUACAUGUGAUUGAAAAGCGUCGUAAUAAUAGGUCGUCGUUGCUGAAUUUAGACUAUCACAGGUAUACAAUCCAUAAACUGGUUAAUCAAUCUCAAAAUAGCAAAUCGUCAAGACUCAGCCAGUAAUUUUUGUCAUAAAAAUCGUUAAAAGUGUGGAAAAAGUGCUAUACUAUUUUUCUUUAGAAAUGCCAUUGUAGUCGCUUUUGUAUUACUGAUUAUUUGAAACGCACGUUCGUCUCUUGAGCCUUUUCAAAUUAUCCUAACGCAAAAAGUAACUAGCCAGAAAGACCGCAAACGUAAUUACCAGCUACGUUCUUCUAUACUAGUUCCACAAUCUGAUCCUAGAUCAGAGUGAUAAUAGCCCCUAGAUUGUAUGUAUGUUAAGUGACGCAUUAGCUCCUACACGUAACGGUACGUUACUCUUCCGAUAAACUUCUAGCUCGACAAUAAUCUAUAUUAAGGUAUCAGCAUUAAAUAUGAUUAUUAAGGUAUUAGCCAAUGGAAAUUGAAAGCGGACGCUAUUGUUGUUUAAAUUCGUUUUGUUAAGUUUCCAAAUCUAUCCUCCACUGACUGUUUCUUCUCUACUUACUGAACUCCAUUCUACCGAUAAGCUAAUUUGCAACCGUCUUUAUUGCAUGUAUGAUGAAUGACAAA